Kickxella alabastrina is the source of this 3002-nucleotide messenger RNA. RefSeq lists its product as uncharacterized. The coding region runs from base 36 to 2942 and encodes 968 amino acids. The record is from RefSeq and is a predicted model, not a curated record. NCBI's taxonomy places the organism in Eukaryota, Fungi, Kickxellomycota, Kickxellomycetes, Kickxellales, Kickxellaceae. The transcript has a single exon.
ACUCAGCCACAGGGGACGCCGCCACGCCGGUCUCUAUGGCAACCCCCAACAGUGGUUCGCUGAACUUUAUGGACGAUUUUAACGCAACCUACAGCUUUUUCUUUGGCGCGUCUACGCUUGAUUCAAUGAAUUUGGCUCCAGAAGUGACUGUGUCUGGUACUGGACCUCGCGCCCAUGCGGCUCCAGAUAUCGAUCCUCAUGCUUAUAGCCAAAGCCACGGAACAGGGACAAAGGGCGGGUUGCCCAGUCCUGUUAAUACUGACACUGCCAGCAAGUCAUCGAGCGAAGAAGAGGUUGGUGCCGAGGAUAGUGAUAAUAGGAACAGCACCUCCAGUGACGCUGACAGCACAGCCAGCGAUACUGUGGCCCAACGUGAGCUGGAGGAGAAUCGCCGCAAGGAGGAAGAGCGCAAAGCCGCUGAUCAGCGCAACCGCCGCCGCGAGCAGAUGAAGCAGCAGGUUGCCUUUGAGCGCAUGAAGGAGCGUCAUCGUCGACAGUUUCCCGGCCAGAUGCCUGCUGCUCCCAAUAACGCCGUCCGGCUGCAGAAGGAUAUACCAAGCUCUGUUGGAAUUCCGGCGCACACGUUCAGCCAAAAUUCACUUUAUUCUGGUGCUGCCGCCAACAGCUAUAGCCAUACUCAGGGUGGGGCGACCCAGACACAGACGAUUAAUAAGGGGCAUAUGGGGGCGCAUGGCGGCAGCGUGCCCAAUGCGGUCUAUCUUAAUCUUCAGUCCAACGUAUCCAUGCCAAAUGUUGGAUACUCUACAGAGGCGCAGAUUGCCGGUGGCAAUGUUCCCACGCAAUUCCCGCCCACCCAAAGGUCUGCCCUGCACCAUGCACAGCAGCAGCUCCCACUGCAUGUUGACCCGACUGGCGCUGCUUCUUGGGCUGUGGGUGCACAUGGUUAUCCAUACCCUGGCUAUAACUCGCUACUGCAUCCCAGCCAAAUAUCCAGAGGAAACUAUCAGUCUUUGCCAGCGCAGAGUAUUUUUGUGCAGGCGCAGGCGCAGACUCAAUUGCCAACGCAACAACAACAGCAGCAACAACAACAACAGCAGCCCGCCAUGUCAGCACAUCCCGUAAAACUUGCCAACAUUCCCAAGAGCAACCGGAAUCCAUAUCUCAGCGACUCCAGUGACGAGGACAAUGGCGAUGGCGCGAGCGACACGACUAGCCAGCAUGAUAGCGAUGAAGCUUUGAGCAUCUGCAGCUCGGACAUUUCCUACGAUCCAGCAUCCGCCCGGCUUGUUGCCACAUUCCAACCUACAGAGUCUACUGUGCUGCCAACCGCGGUUCUAAUGACAAAAAGCACGGAUGGAAGGGCCCAGAUAUAUCAUAGUGGUCCACAGCCGUUGCCGAAGCAUGCUAGCAACGCAAGUGCGCAAGCUGUAGGCAAUGAUGACUUGAGCGACACGUCUGCUGGAAGUCUCCCCUCAUCCAAGCGGCGUGUUCGGUUCCGCGAGACUGUAUCCGUGGUUAUUAACAUCAGAAACUCUAUUUCUGAAGAGGGCCUCCACCACGAUGCGUAUGACUCGGAAAGCAGUAGCAACACCACCGCCUCGAUUAUGCUCAGGUCCAGUUUGUCAAACAGCGCAAACAAAGUAUCGGCCAAGCCUGCCACUUUGGGCUCGGGUACCAGCGCUUACUCUCAGGACGAUGCGUUUGAUGAUGGCAAUGGAUUCGACCACUUGCGGUACCAAUUGCCAACCACGCUUGUCCUGUGCCCCAGCGCUGACAUGCAGUGGUGCAAUGAUGAGUUGGUAGCAGCUGCGAACAGCAAAGAGUCCAGCAAUGGAUCUAGUCAGAACGUUUUGCCCAAUGCCGCAAGGGGUUGCAGACGGAGGCUUAAGCAUCGGAUCGAAACUCAUCCUCUGCGCGACCGUGAGGCUGAGCGCGAGCAGCAGCAUCAGCAGCGCAUGGCGGGUGCAAUGGCCAAGCAGGCUCCAGGCCAGCGGCCCCACUUGAUUUACAAAAUCCCACAGCAGACCCCCUCUUCUAGAACCAAGCGUAUGCCGGCCGGCACCGACACCAAUGUAUUGCCGUCUGUCGAUCUGGUGGCCGAAGCGCGCCGCGCACUGAUGGGGCAUUACAACGUGCCAAACCCCUCAAUGCCUAUUGGGAACAACAUCCCGCGCAGCAAAAGUUCCAGCUCUUCAAUUCCCCGGCCUUCAAGUGUCAAGGUAGCUCAGCCGCCAUCACACGCCUACCAAAUGUCAACACUAAUUCCAGAGCCAAGGCAGAAGCAGAAGACCGCAUCAUCUCCAAAGUCGCGCGAAUCGCCUGUCAACAAUGCUCAGAUCGACCGGAGCACAGGCAAAGCUGCCGGAGCGCCCAGUGCCUCACAUCCUGCGCAAGUCCAGAAAUCGCCUCCAAAGCAGAAAGCUGGUCUGGAGAGCAGCUUAAAGCCUGAACUUCGCAAUAUCAUGCAGAACAUUGCGAUGGCUAGCUUCGAAGCGACUCCAGAGAAACCAACCGUUGAGAAAUUGUGUAAAUCGGUCCCUGAGACCACUGCCCACAGCGACAGCAGCGGCAGAGGCAUUGAAAUCGAUACCGACGAUAUUCCUUUGUCUAGUAUCGCUCGCUCAAAAUCAGAGCCCGUGGCAAAUCCGCCUUGCUAUUCGGACGACAGAUAUUCGACCCGCAAUAUAGUAGACGGCACCGACCUCGCGUGCAGCUACGCUUUAACCGGCUCUGUCGACGCCGCCGCUACAAGUGUGUCAAAGGGCAGCCGCUACCUGUUUGGUAGGGCCCGGACUACAGCGGACAAAAAAGUUACAGCUCGUGAUUCCUUUGGCAAUUCCAAGCUGGACGAGCAGAUGGGCGGUGUUGUGACGCGCUCGUUUUCAAUGGAUGGUGACAUUCGUAACGAAAUACAAAUACAGGCGCUGUCGACAAAUGGCAGCAUCAAGCGGCGGCUUGGCCGCUGGGGUAACUUUUUCUAACACAUAGUAACCACUGUUAAUUAUGAUGUGAUAAUAUGUUUGCAACAUAUACAUAUAAGU